Messenger RNA from Prorocentrum cordatum, 1368 nucleotides. The record is from the annotation of a GenBank genome assembly. Lineage: Eukaryota; Dinophyceae; Prorocentrales; Prorocentraceae.
AUGGCGAAGAAGGCGACGAAGAUCAGCGGGCCCGCAGCUCGCAAGACGAAGUUUGUCGGAAUCAUCCAGCAGGGCGGUGGCGAUCGUGCUGCCGCGGCCUACAACGAGCUGAUACACAAGGACCAGGCGGGUUUGGACCAGGUGCUGGACCAGACCCCAGAGGAUAAGCAGUUGAGAGCCAUCCAGAAGCUCUUGACGAAGAAUAAGAUCUCGUGGACCCACGAGCACCAGCGGCGCACCUCGGCUGCCGCUGCGGUGACCGACGGCUCCACGAACACCACGAAGGGCAAGGGCAAGGGCACCGCGGUCGUCGAACCGCAGCCCAUGGCCCUAGACGAGCACGACUGGUCCAUCCCCAUCGCGCAGGCCCCCAAGAAGUUGCCCGACGGCACCUAUGAGUCCUCCGUCUCCCUUCGCAGCAUGGAGGAUGCGGAGAAGUGGUGCAUGGCGUUGCGGCGGCAGAAGGGGCCGCUCGCCAUCCUGGCCAUCGGCACGGGCAGUGACAACUGGGCCCACGCGAAGAUCCAGAUCCCUGUACUCAGGGGCCCUCACGGCACAACCAACCCGAGGAAGACCUUCAUGAAUGGCGUCAUCUACCAGUUCGGCGAGACUGAUGUCGCUAUGAAGACCAAUGUUGCGCAGCUCGGCGAAGCAGAUGGCAAUGCGACCUUCAUGCGCAUCACCAUCCAUGGGGCCGACGCGCUGCUCGUCAACCCCACCAUGCAUGAGGUUUUCAGCAGUCAGUUCAGCGGCGCUGCCCCUGUCGUUGUCGGCGGGCAGCGCAAGGACAAUAUGGGCAGCACACCCAACGAACGUUGGAAGACGGCCCGAAAGUCCGAUGCGAAGAUCUCCGUGGACAGUGGGCUACGCGAUGUCAUCAAGUCCACCAUGCAGGCCAUCUGCCCCGAGAUCCCACUCCUCGACGAGCCCAGCCGCCUGUGGCGAGCAGGAGGUCAGGCAGGUCAACGUAUCCUGGGAGCCGUGAUUGCCAUCCCAAAGACCCAGGAGGACGCGCUCCUCAAGUACUCAGGCUACCAGGGCAUCACUUUUACUUUCUCUUACAUCGGCGUCGAUGCGGAGAAACAGGAGACCGACAAGCCGCACUGGGCGUUACGAAAGGUGAUCGUGGACAGUUCGGAUUACGGGUGCAACGUGAACAUCCCAAGGCAGGCGAAGCUGCUACUGCUGUACGAGGCCACUAGAGGGCAAGUUGCGGACGCUGCUCAAACAGUUGGGUGGACUGCCGACGUCGUCUACGUGGGCUUCGACAUCAAUGAGAAGACAAACUUCGCCAUCGCGCGCUCCGACACCGAGCCGACCAACAAGUGCUGGAAGUUCGGCACUACCACGCCCUGGGUUGUCACCGAG